Messenger RNA from Drosophila innubila, 3705 nucleotides. RefSeq names its product nucleolar protein 6 (gene Mat89Ba). The coding region runs from base 50 to 3652 and encodes 1200 amino acids. Lineage: Eukaryota; Metazoa; Arthropoda; Insecta; Diptera; Drosophilidae. The transcript has 6 exons. Gene Ontology annotation, cellular component: small-subunit processome; UTP-C complex; CURI complex. Gene Ontology annotation, biological process: tRNA export from nucleus; rRNA processing. The record is from RefSeq and is a predicted model, not a curated record.
ACGAUUUGAUACAACACGUGCUGUGUUGUUUUUUAUUAAAGCGUUUAGAAUGAGUAAAAUUAAAUCAAUUAAACAAAAACUGCUUCCUGCAGCAACCCGAAAUUCCACGGACGACUCGAUGUUGGAUUCACAUAGCGAGGAAAACAGUGACAACGAAAAUGUUGUUGCCGCCUCUAGUAGCGAUGAUGAUGGCUUCGAGGAACCAAAUCAAAGCACAGCACAAAAACGUAAAGUUUCAAUAUCGAGUAGCGAAACAAAGAAGAAAAAGAUAAAACACACGGAGAACGUGAAACCUCCCACAUUGGAGGAAAUUAAGGAGCUGCGGGAUACACGCAACUUAUUUCACUCAAAUCUGUUCAAACUGCAAGUGAAGGAAAUGCUGGAAGAAGUUCAAAUCAAGCCAAAAUACAGCACUUUUAUUAGUACCUGGCUAGAGACAUUUACAACUGCAAUAGAGGGGCUGACCGAUGGAUUACUGGACGCCUGCCAGCUGGAGGUGCCAUUGCAUCUGCAUAAGAAACCAUUCAACUUUCAGUUCCUAACACCGUCGUCGCCGCCCAAGUUAAUUGGCGCUGCUGCAACGGGCACAUUGCUGGGACCCAAGGUUGUAGUGGAUGUGGCACUGGAAAUGCCCGCUGCCUGCUUUCAAAAGGAAGAUUAUCUCAAUUUAAUUUACGAUCAAAAGCGAGCUCUUUAUUUGGCAUCGGUUGCCAGUAAAAUCAAAGAACUUUCGGCAUUUGCAGCGGAUCAGUUUGUAUACAAUUACCAUGCGAAUAAUCCGUUAAAGCCAGUGCUAGAGAUGACGCCGGCCGCCAAGGUGGGCAACCAUAUAAUGUUCCGGUUGUACAUCACGGCACCUUCGGACAUCUUCGCACUGAGUCGCUUUGUGCCCUGGAACAACAAUAUUCGGCCAGCAGCCUUUGGCGAUAAGUGGGAUGAGAAGCAAUCCUUGCCAGCUACCCAGCACUACAAUGCCAAUGUGCUAUUUGAUCUGACUCUGGCGCAGAAUGAGACGCUUCUAUUAAGCUCCUUUCAAGGACGACGUAACUUUCAGGAAGGAUUGCUGCUACUGAAGGUUUGGCUGCGACAACGUCAACUUGAUGUGGGAUACAGUGGCUUCAGCUCACAUAUUCUGGCUGCAUACAUUGUCUACUUGUCCCAGAAUCGUUUAUUGCAUCUGUCCAGCAGUAGUUACCAAGUUGCUCGCACUGUCUGGAAUCAAUUGGCCAACAGCGAUUGGACUCUGGGCAUAACACUGGCACAACAGCACUCGGAGAAGCAUCAACUAAGCACCUUAGCUGGUUACUAUGACGUCUGCUUCAUGGAUGCAACGGGCUAUUACAAUCUGUGUGCCAAUCUGCCCCUCGCCGUAUAUAAAGCAGUCUGUGCGGAGGCCAAGCUGGCCGUGGAUUUGUUAAAUGACAUAAAAGUCAACAGUUUCUCGCACAUAUUUAUGCAAAAGUCACCACUCUACACUCGGAUGGAUAACAUACUAAAAAUAACGAAUCCAGGCAGUGUGGAUCAGCUGCUUCAGCUUCAUGUGCAGCCGCAGGUCAAAUAUGAUUAUGCCAACUAUGCCUAUCCACAGUUGCUCAAAUUACUUACAGAGUUGCUGCAGAAGGGUCUGGGACAACGUAUUCAUGCCAUUCUGCCAUUGGAGACACCCUCCAGUCCGUGGUCAGUGGAUAGCAAGGCACCGGUGAUUGGACGCAGUCUACAGCUAGGUCUUAUACUUGAUCCGGAGCACGCGUAUGAAGUGCUGGACAAGGGACCGGCAGCCAAUGAGGAUGCCAAUGGUGCUGCUGAGUUCCGAAAAUUCUGGGGCGAUAAAUCCAAUUUGCGUCGCUUUCAGGACGGCAGCAUAACGGAAGCUGUUGUCUGGGGCGCCGCAACGGAUGCACCGAGUCAAAAGCGUUUAAUAGUGCGACAGAUAGUGUUGCAUCUGCUGGAGCAUCAGUUGCAACUGGAGCCUGGCGAUGUGCAGUAUAUUGCCGGUGAACUGGAUGUUGUCUACUCCCUAACACCAUCAUUUAAGGUGUCAAAAGUGCACACAAAACUAAAGUUGCCACAGGAAACAGAUGCGGAGGCACUUACUCCACAUGUCAUACACUGCUUUGAUGCAUUAGCCCGCCAGCUGCACAGUCUAGAAGAGUUACCGCUGGACAUAGUGUCCAUAUCGGGUAUUUCGCCGGCUUUCCGCUACUGUGAACCAGAGCCGCCGGUGCCACAGGCUCGUCUAGUGGCAGAUCGCAUGCAUGCUAGUCAAGUGCUGCGUGUGAUUAUUCAACUUGGUCCGAGUGGCAAGUGGCCCAGUGAAUUGGGUGCAUUGCGUAGCCUGAAGACCGCCUUCCUCAUACAAAUUGGACAGCAGCUGAAGGCACAGCAUAAACUACACUCGGUGCUUUGUGCAGAGGGUUUGAUGGUGUUGAAACAAGGCUACUGUUUCAUCUUGGAGCUGGCGCACAGUAAGGAGCUGGCGUUGCUUAAGCAGCAGCAAACGGAACGUGGAGUAAUCACCUAUGUGGACAAUCCAGCCAGUCGUGAGCUAGAGCGAAGACAUUACAUACUUCCACGAGUUAGUGGAGGAUUGCAUGCGUUGCAUCAAUCCCAUCGUGCCUUUGGACCCACAGUAUUGAUUGCAAAGCGUUGGCUGGCUGCUCAACUACUGGAUGAUGGUCUCUGGCCAUCCAUGGCAACGGAACUACUAGUGGCACAACUGUUCCAGCAGCGACAGUCGCCGCACACAACAGUUUCGCCCCAAACGGGUUUCAUUCGAUUCCUGCAGCUGCUCGCCCACAGCGAUUGGAACGGCGAACUGUUCCUGCUGAAUUUCAACAACAGCUGGACAGAGCAACAAAUCACGGAUUUGGAGCACAGCUAUCGCAGCGAACGUGAGAGUUAUCCACCAUUAUGUUUGGCCACAGCUUACGAUCAACAGCAUGCUGGACGUCUUUGGACUACGGACGACUUGCCCAACAAGCCAGUUCUGGCACGCGUCACCUUGUUGGCUAGACAUGCCCUGCAGCUCAUCGAGUCGAGUCUGAUUUCCCAGACACUCGCGUUUGUGCGUCCCGCACAGCUGUUUGUACCCUCUGGUGAGGGCUAUGAUCUGGUCAUACAACUUAAACCGGAUCUGGUGAUGAAUACGCUGUGUUAUGACCUCGGUUCGCCUUUUGCGCCUUUGAGUCAGCGCAAUUUUCGCUUACCUUUGGCGGGCAGCAACCAGUUGGCCAGAAUUGUGGAACAGCUGAGGGCUGCCUACUCGGAGCAUGCGGCGUUCUUUUACAAUCCUCAUGGCGGCAAGGAAGUGGCAAUUAUGUGGCGACCAGCUGCCGAGUUUGCACCCAAACCAUUUAAAGUCAACGAGCUGCAGGCAUGCACACCCUGCUCCACCGGCAAAGUUCAGGUGCAUAGGGAUACGCUGCUAGAAGAUUUCAAGCUGCUGCUGAAAGAUUUUUAUUUGCGGAUCUGCACACCUGAGGAAUUGAAGCGGGAACAACGCGAACACAGCAAACCCAAGCGUUACUUUAACGGCCAACCGAAUGAGAGCUCCGAGAAGCCGCCAAAAAAGAAGAAAAAGAAACAAGUGACGCAACCAAAAGUGACGAAAAAACAAUUAAUGAAAAGUAAAUCUCUUAGUGCGUUAUGUUAAUGCCAGGAGACAUUCAAGGACAUAGAAUACAUAUAAUACUAUUAAAAUGUAAA